AUGACCGACAUUCUCUGGUCGCACGGGCUGCUGCAGAACGAGCCCGACGACUUCCUUUACAUCCGUUUGUCUGCCCGUGCUCUGUCGUGCGUGCAGGCGUUUCAGGCUCAGGACAUCUCUGACUUUCUCUGGUCUCACGCCAUUCUUGGAAAGGCUCUGGCGCCUGUUCUUGCUGCGAGGCUGCUGGCCCAUAUCAGAGUUCAAGACUUUGGUCCGCAAGAACUAUCUGAGACCGUUUGGUCCAUUGCCAUCUUAUACAGAACAUCUCCUGUCGAUGAUCGCAUCGAAGCAAGGAAAAUAGAUGUAGAACAGCAGCAGCCGCAAAAUCGUGUCUUGCUGUCCAAUCAGACGCUAGGUGAUGAAGAGAGAUUGGACCAGAGCAAGCACAACAAUCAGACCAUCUCGAAUGCAAACAACGUGAGAAGCAUCCUGCACGACACGUGCCAGCAGAUCUGUCAGGCGGCCUUCUCGAAGAUCGACGAAUUCUCAGUCACGAGCAUCUCCAACUUACUAUGGGGGAUGACCUCUUUGUCUGAAACUCUGCCCCAUGGGCAACUUGAGAUGUUCCUUCGGAAAGCAGAAGGCAUCGACAUCAACAGGCAGGACGCUGUACUCCUCCUGUGGUCUGCCGCCAUCUUACAACCUCGAAUCUCGCACGAUCGUCUUGCAAACAUCACCAGAAACCUGCAGAGCAGCUUGAAAGAACGCGGGUGCGAGAACAAGAGCAGAAGCUACAACAUGUGGAAACGAGGAGGCAUGACGAGCAUGACUUGCUGGAGUAUCGCUGUGCUCCGGAUCGAAGACGUGGAGCUGAUUGAGUCGGUUAUGAGGGAAAUCAAGCUGCUGAUCAACGAGUUUCAAGAGAUGGACCUGUCGUUGCUGCAUAUCUUCUUCUUGUCUUGCUCCCUGGACCCAAAGUUGAAGAGAGUUAUUGAACAUAACCCCGACAUGCAUGUAGUCCGAUCAGAAUUGCAAGAGCGAGCAAAGAACUCUUUCCUUAAAGUGAACCUGCGCCCUUCAAAGUUGAGGAAGCAAAUUGCAGAGACGUUUUCUCGCACUGGGAUCCCCUGUAUCGAAGGGAGAGUUGACGUCGAAUCCGGGUAUCGGCUGGACGUGCUUCUGCUUCAGGGGUCGCAACCUGGCGAUCAGUACGUCGUGGAGGUGCACGAUCGGAACUGCUUCCUAGCAGACAGGAAGACACUCAAGGCAGCUAUGCUCCUCCGUUGGCGACACCUAGCAGCUCUGGGAUAUCACUUGAUCGGCAUCCCUUACUGGGAGUGGGAGUCCAUCCUGUCCAAGAGGGAAUAUCUCCUGUCCAAGUUAGCAAGCUGCGGUUCAGCAGAGUACGUAAAGUUGGACUGA
Molecule: messenger RNA, 1362 nt
Organism: Guillardia theta CCMP2712
Lineage: Eukaryota; Cryptophyceae; Pyrenomonadales; Geminigeraceae
Exons: 14
Coding region: 1-1362 (453 amino acids)
Biological process (GO): regulation of mitochondrial mRNA stability; mitochondrial RNA processing
Cellular component (GO): mitochondrial matrix; ribonucleoprotein granule
Molecular function (GO): RNA binding
Source: RefSeq, a predicted model, not a curated record